Cryptococcus amylolentus CBS 6039 is the source of this 2086-nucleotide messenger RNA. RefSeq lists its product as hypothetical. Lineage: Eukaryota; Fungi; Basidiomycota; Tremellomycetes; Tremellales; Cryptococcaceae. The coding region runs from base 191 to 1804 and encodes 537 amino acids. The record is from RefSeq and is a predicted model, not a curated record. The transcript is spliced from 2 exons.
CGCCAAACAUAAUCAAGUCCUUGUCCUCAAGUACAUCGACAGGCGAAACUCCAGCAACAGAACGUAGGUUCAGCGUAAACUGCCCAUCCGCGCAACCAAACGACAGAGAGAAGCGACUCCUCUUGCCCUUCCAUCAGCGGUCGGAACAGCGUUACUUUUGGGGUCUGAUCCACAACGAUAGGGCUCGAACAUGUCUAUCACUCCGGCAUCCCGAGUGGGCAGUACACUCGACGUUAUUGCCCAUAUCUUCGCAGUGGGAGAUCUGGCAUCCCGCGACAUGUAUCACUGCCUCCUCACGUCUUCAACCUUCUUUCAGGCAGCCGCCCCCGCACUCUACCAUACACUCCUUAUUUCCCACGCUUGCAACCCUCUCAAAGGCGCUUCUAAAACUCGCGCGGGCGCCAAAGCGAGAUUGGAGACUGUGUCGCCUUACAGCAAGGACAUGCUGCUUCUGCUCGUCCAGAAGGUGUACCUUGAGUACACUCAAUUCGCCCCAGGCCACGCCCAAGACUACUGGGAUUUCGAUUGCCCCUGCUACCCUCUUCCCAACGUCCACUCUGUGAUCGUACAGAACCUUCCCAAGGACCCGCUCUGGUCCCAGUCCUCUCCGCCUUCCAUCGACUUUGUGAAGGAAUUGUGCAAGAUGGCUACGAAGCUACACAUGGGGCCUUAUAAUUACAGCUACGACACUUUCGGCGACUCUCAGAUCUACAUUCCUCUCCUUCCUCGCCUCCAAAUAGUCUGCCUGUCCAUCAACGCUCAGGAGUAUGACAGCGCUGCCACUCUUCUGGAGCCCUACAUCCGGUCCAAGAGUUGCUCCAGCUUUACAGAGCUCCUUAUAUAUAUCUGGGAAGAAUUUAGCUAUCCUACUAGCCCGUCUGCGCUGCUUCAAAUGCACAAGAAGCGCACUACAGCACCUCCCAGCAGAGAGAUUUCGGAGGAGGAGUUUACGGCAUAUCAUCAUGUACAAGUACAAGAAGUACAAGGGCAAGAAGUGAAAGAAAUAUCAGAGGAAGCUCUCAUGAAGAUUUGCGGAUUUUGGAGCUGUACCAAGUCUUUGCACUUGUACAACCUCAAUACAGCUUUGUCGCGCGAGAAGCGCGAUCCAGCUGGGUGGGCGGGCGCUCAGCUAAGCGAGAGAACAUCUCACAUCGACCAAUUUGUUCAACGAGGCAUCCACCGUCGUCGUCAACGGGCCCAGGGCUUGACAAAAGCUGAAACCCUUCCUGAUCAACCCCUCCCAAUCACCUUCCACACCGCGAGUGAAUUCUUCGACCGUAAUCUCUGGAGCGGUAUCUGGUCCAAGGAAGAAGAGAGGUAUUAUACCAACUUUGUGAGACCUUCGACGCAAAUGCGGAAACUGAGGCAGCAAGUGAUACGGGAAACAGGAUUCAAGGAGGACAUGUUGCUCAACCUUUCAGAGAAGAGUUUGAAUCGCACUCUGAAGUUGUGGAGGAAGUUAUUCUUGGGUGGCGACCGUUCAUACUUCUCAAACUGUUUUGGAUUGUGCUGUUUUGGAUCGAGGAUGGGAACUUGUGAUGAGGAAUCGGAUGGAGGAGAGUCGUCGGAUGAGGGAGAGUCUAAUGAGGAAGAGUCGGAUGUGGACGUAUGGGUAUCUUCAGACAAGGAAGCGAGUGAUGAUGAGUUCUUCCAACCCUGGGGAGAAGGGAUAGAUCGUGAAGCUCGGCAUAGACAGCUGCAGAUGGAGAUGUUCGCGAACUGUGAGGGGUACAAGAUGGAGGAUGUCGAUGAAGCUUUUGUAGAGGGCCAGUCGGCUUGGUGGAGGAGCAGAGCUGGAUUGUGAGAUGUAUAGCCCAUUGGGACGAUGCCUUCUCGAGUCUUGACGAUCUAUAGACAGCUUGGCUGUUUGUGAGGAACAAGUUUGUGAAUCCAUCGACUUCGCCAUAGGUACGUUAUUUUGAGGAGCUGGAGGCGUGUAAAGAAGACUUCCACUAGAGGAACCUUGGAUGGCCAAUUUGAUUCGAGGCAACCUUAUCAGUAGAGCCUUCGUGGGCAACUUUGUACGCCCUGAACAGCUCUCGUGACAAAUGAAAGUGCUGCACAUCAUGUUUGUCGAUUGGCUUGG